CUUUUCUGAAUUCACAAGCCCGCUUUGAUUUUAUCUGGUCUCUGCAAAACUGGUUGCUGACGCAAUUCGGCAGUCCGCUGAUAUGGCCACGUCGAUGUUUACCGUCGCCGUCGCGUUACUGCUGGCAGCAGUGCUAGAGGCCUCAGGAAAGCCAGGUACAGGGAAUGUCACCCUGGGCCGAUGGAGGCAUAAACGAGAUGUACCUUGCAUACCACAGAAUUCCACUACCGAUGUAAUCUCCUGUGAGCCUACAGACGGUGAUCACCCAGAACCGGCCGCCACAACUUACCUUCCGCCGGGAAUCAUUUGUGCAGUUGUCGUGGCCGGUUUAAUACUGAUCGCAGGGAUUUGUUGGGCAAUGCCGCAGCCUCGCCGGUGUAUUCGUCGUCACUGGUACGCAAGACUAGGUAAGGUCUAG
Messenger RNA from Sycon ciliatum, 418 nucleotides. RefSeq lists its product as uncharacterized. The coding region runs from base 83 to 418 and encodes 111 amino acids. The transcript has 5 exons. The record is from RefSeq and is a predicted model, not a curated record. Lineage: Eukaryota; Metazoa; Porifera; Calcarea; Leucosolenida; Sycettidae.